Guillardia theta CCMP2712 is the source of this 1158-nucleotide messenger RNA. RefSeq lists its product as hypothetical. The coding region runs from base 542 to 1018 and encodes 158 amino acids. The record is from RefSeq and is a predicted model, not a curated record. The transcript has a single exon. NCBI's taxonomy places the organism in Eukaryota, Cryptophyceae, Pyrenomonadales, Geminigeraceae.
AUGGUGUGGUCGUGAGAGAAGCAAGAAGGAGAAGAAGAGAAGAAGAGACGAAGAGAAGAAGAGAAGAGAAGGAGAAAGGAAGACAAGAAGUGAAGAAAAACAAAGAGGGAGGUCAAUCAAGCAAAGAAAUCACAGGAGCAAGGCCAUCUGCGUAUCAUUUGAAGGAAGUGCACACCAGGCUCGAAUACAAGCGACUGUCACGAAGGAAGGUUCAGAGGACAAGACAGAACAAACCGGCAGCGGGACUUUCAGGAUCUGAAAUUGAUCACGUCAUCGUUUGAUAUUCAGGCAGGAGGAUCGAAGAGUACCGCCAGUGAACAGCUUAUUGUGAGGCUUGACAACCCAUAGCUUACUGUGAGGCUUGACAACCCAUAGCUUAUUGUGAGGCUUGACAACCCAUAGCUUACUGUGAGGCUUGACAACCCAUAGCUUACUGUGAGGCUUGACAACCCAUAGCUUACUGUGAGGCUUGACAACCCAUAGCUUACUGUGAGGCUUGACAACCCAUAGCUUACUGUGAGGCUUGACAACCCAUUUCACCAUGUGCGACGAGAUCAUAGAAAUUUUGCAGAACUAUGACUCGUCGGAUGAAUCCUGCAGGGAGGAUGAGAAUGUUUGCUUCAAAAACAGCGACCUGUCAGACAUUUUCUUAUGCAUCGCUCUGGGGCAUUCGCUGAAACGCACGGAGAGUUUAUUCAAGAUAUUUCCUAUCGAGUUGAUACAGAACUGUCUGUGUGCUGAGAUCAGGCAGCAGUUUUGGGCCUUUCAGUCAAGCAUUGGUUACGUGACGCCCGAACCCUUCGCCCCUGCCUGCUGGAACACGGCUCCUCCUCCUGUCUCCCGUCGAAAGAUCAAGUCUGAAGCGUUCAGCUCGUCGGAGUAUGCGAGGAAGCAUCAGCCGGUGAGGGAGGUGAACUGGCCGCAGAGCGUGCCUGGCAAACUCCCCAAGCAUUUCCACGUGCUGGAGGUGGAAGGAUGGGAUCAGGACAUGGCGGGAGGUGACGGCAUGUGCGAAUGAAGGGAGGAUAGAGAAUUGAACUAAUUAGAGGGUGAGAAGUCGAGAUUGAACGGCUUUUUCCCCGUUUGUAGUUGUUGUGAUAAUUUAUGUACAUUUUUACACUUUUUGAUUCUGAAAUUGAUAUGAACAAACGUUAGUGC